GAGUUGGCACCGGAAGUGGAGGAGCGCUCGGCGGGCGGUGAGGAAGAUGAGCUCCGCGCCGCCGCCUCCCGGGUCGGGCAGCGCCAGCGGGAACCGGGAUGAGAUGACCUGGUGGUAUCGGUGGCUGUGCCGAGCAGCCGCGGUGCUGGGAGGAGUGUCCUGUGCAAUUUCUGGAAUCUGGAACUGUGUCACAGUUAAUCCCCUGAAUAUCGCUGCUGGGGUCUGGAUGAUGUUGAAUGCCUUCAUCCUGUUUCUCUGUGAAGUUCCGUUCUGCUGUCAGUUCAUUGAAUUUGCGAAUGCUGUUUCCUCGAGAGCAGAUAAACUGAGAUACUGGCAGAAGGCGGCUUUCUACUGCGGGAUGGCGAUCGUCCCAAUAUUCCUGAGCUUUUCCAUCACCACGCUGUUUGGCAACGGCAUCGCGUUUGCCUCGGGGGUGUUAUACGGACUCGCGUCUCUGGGCAAAAAAGGUGACGCUGUUUCCUACGCAAAGCUACAAGAGAAGAGAGUGGCUGACGAGGAGAAGCUGACCGGUGGUACCGACAUCGAAAUGCCGGAGCAGUGACCACGGCCGCCCCUGGGCUGGGUCCGUCCAUCUUCCCGGAUGUUGUGAAGCGAGCAGAGAGCCGAGCCGAACCUUGCUAAAGUCGGCUCACGGCAAGCCGCUCUCCACCUCCGAUCACAACGUGCAAUGAAUUAUUUAAAGGGGAAAGAGGCAAUGCUUUGUUUAAGAGAAUCCUUUCGUACUAGUUCACAACUUGCAAUAGUUUUAUUUUUCAUUGACGUUAGUUAGAGAAUAACGGAUUUUUUAAAGCGCUGUUAAUCUCGUUCUUGAUUCUAAACUGCGUGCGUGUGUGUGUGUGAGGUCUCCUCCCACUUUGGUUUCAGGUGUGCUAGACACUAUACUGAUGAUUAUUUAUGGAAAUAAGGGAACUGGGUCGGCUCAGGGCUAUUGUGUUGCUGGGUUUUUAAUGGGAUUGAGUUUCUCAGCUGCACUGAAGCACAAAUAAUACUGCGUUUACACUGGCCGAGUGGGUACUGUCGCCAAGGCCAUUUCUAAUCAGGUAAUUACAUUUAGGGAUCUCAUCCUCUGCUCUUUCUAAAGCUGCCUGUACAUUGGAUGUUAAAUGGAGACAACAGCAACAAAACUACAUUUGUACAGUGCCUUUCACGUCGGGAGGACGUCCAAAGGUGCUGGAUAAUCAAUGUUUCGGGGAGAGAGAGAGAGGGCACGGAACAGGGUCACAGCUUUCAUGGCUUUCCACAGCUUUCCAAGGGCUCUGGGACACUACACUGCGUAAGAGGUGCUAUAUAAAUGCAAGUUGUUAUUGAUUAAAAUGUUGCUGUAAGAUGGUCAAACCUGUGAGCGGGAUGAAUGACCUGACCCUCUCCUGAUAGCCUCACACAGACGCUUGUGUCUUGGGAUUGUGACCUGCUUUCCUCCUCCUCCAGCUCUCCCCGUUGUCUCUCUGCACCACAGCCUGCGAUGUCAGAGUUCAUCACUUUGUCCUGUCUAUGUUCCCAUUUUCCUGAUCGGAAACAAAAUGAUUCCCAGCAAAGAAAGCUCUUUUUGUCUCUUUCCCGAAGCACUUAGUCAGUAUUCCCCCCAAAAGGAAGUAGCUUCAGGUGCGGUGUUCAGUUGUCUUGGGUGUGAACUGUGCUCUGAUUUUAGCUCCUUUUGGUGCCUCAUCUUUUUGCUGCUACUUUUCCUGUGUCUCUAACCCACUCCCCAUCCCCUCACUGACAUAAGCACACAAGGGCAGGAGGCCCAAGGUGCAGGAGAGGGUAGUGGUUGGCUGGUGCCCUGUCUAGGGUAAGAAUGAUGAGAAGGAGGAAGAAGGAGAUGUGACUGAUGGAGGAGAGGUUUCAGUCAUGGGGUCUGUGGGUUCUGAGUGACUGGGGAGGAACAGCAUGGCUCCAUGGGAAUUGUUUGAGGUACGAAAACCAAAGCAACUGCUUUAAUUAUUGUGUAUG
This is a messenger RNA of Callorhinchus milii (elephant shark), 1971 nucleotides long. RefSeq names its product calcium channel flower domain containing 1 (gene cacfd1). The record is from RefSeq and is a predicted model, not a curated record. Gene Ontology annotation, cellular component: membrane. Lineage: Eukaryota; Metazoa; Chordata; Chondrichthyes; Chimaeriformes; Callorhinchidae. The coding region runs from base 47 to 562 and encodes 171 amino acids. The transcript is spliced from 5 exons. Gene Ontology annotation, biological process: vesicle-mediated transport.